AAAAGCAGUUUUCUACUGAAAGUCCCACCUCCGUGCUUCCGCCCUCCUCGCGCGUCUUGUAAACUGAUCUGACGCAGCUCGGAGGAGUCCGCGCGCCGCUCCAGCUGUUCCCCCAGCUGUUCCCCCUGCUGCGCCCCCUCCGCCGCCGCCCCCCUCCGCUGCUUCCCCGCCGCCCGCCGCCACCGCCGCCGCCGCCGCCGCCUGCCCUCGUUUCCAAUGCGGCAGCGACCAUGACAGGCAUCGCCGCCGCUUCCUUCUUCUCCAACGCCUGCAGGUUCGGAGGCUGCGGGCUUCACUUCGACUCCCUGUCCGAGCUCAUCGUGCACAUCGAGGAUAACCACAUCGAUACGGACCCCUGUCUUCUGGAGAAGCAGGAGCAGCAGCAGCCGACAUAUGUUGCCCUCAGCUACAUCAACAGGUUCAUGACGGACGCGGCGCGGCGCGAGCACGAGACGCUGAAGAAGAAGGCGCAGCCCAAGCUGACGCUGCCCCUGACGGGCGGCCUGUCGCGCAGCAGCGUCGCCACGCCGCCCCGCCACGCCAGCGGGAACCUCACCCCGCCCGUCACCCCGCCGAUCACGCCGUCCUCCUCCUUCCGCAGCAGCACGCCCACAGGUAGCGAGUGUGACGAGGAGGAGGUGGACUUCGAGGAGUCCGACAGCGACGAGUCGUGGACCACCGAGAGCGCCAUCAGCUCGGAGUCCAUCCUCAGCUCCAUGUGCAUGAACGGAGGAGACGAGAAACCCUUCGCCUGCCCCGUCCCGGGCUGUAAGAAGAGAUAUAAGAAUGUGAACGGAAUCAAGUACCACGCCAAGAACGGCCACCGGACCCAGAUCAGGGUCCGCAAGCCCUUCAAGUGCCGGUGUGGGAAGAGCUACAAAACGUCUCAGGGCCUCCGCCACCACACCAUCAACUUCCACCCCCCCAUCUCCGCCGACAUCAUCCGCAAGAUGCAGCAGUAGAGCCGGAGCGAGCGAGUUUCCCGCUCCUCCCUCCUCCUUUAACCUCCCUCUGCGCACUUUUCCUUCACCUCCUCCUCCACUUCACAGUACGACACGGUUUCCCCCUGCAUGGUGUCACGGCGUGUUGUUAUUACUCCACCUUAGUUUCAUUUCGGAGUGUUGAAGCUUUAUAUUGUUCACAGUUUUGUAUUUUGCACAUCGAAGCUUUCGUUUAUCAAUCUUUUUUUUUUUUUUUUUUUUCCUCUCAUUUGGUGCUCACACUGCUGUUCAGAGCAGCCGUUCCCACCUGGAGGUUCAGGGUGACUGUUGAACAACGAAGCUCGUUCUAAAAGUUAAGUUUGCACGUCAGAGAAAGGAGAAAUAGACUUUCCAGGGUCUCAAGGAGACCCGGGGAAACUUCCAGUUACUUUCCGUUAACGUUAGUGAAGGCGGCAGCGUUCGGUAUUUGGCUUCACUCAAACGCUCUUCUGGAGGCGGAGCUUUAAGGACAGCCAUGUUGGGAACCGCUGCUUUGGGGCGCGUUGCAGUCACUCCAUAAAGGCCAAGUCACAAGCAGCCUUGUAUGUUCAUGAGGGCUCUCUGUUGUAAAGGGAAACUUAGGAGCGGUGAUGUUUUUUUUAUUUGAUUUUUUUUUUUUUAAAUGAAGGCACCAAGAGCUUGCCUCUGUCAGAUGUUGCCCAGAGGAAGCCCAGACUGUGACAGAGGCAAAUAAAAAAAAAAUACAUGAAUGUGUGUUCAGGCAUGAGUCAUCAUGAAAAACAUUUGUAUAUUUUUCAUUCUCCAUCAGACAUGAAUUAUCUGUAGUUGGACCGGCUGAUAUUACUUUACCUUUCAUAUCACAAGAAUUCAAAACUUCUCUUGAUUAGGUAAACUGCAAGUGUGUGUGUGUGUGUGUGUGAGCAUGAAUUGAAAAUCUCAGGUGAUUUCUGAAAGCAUUUCAGCACCACAGUCCUGCCCAAGUCUUCUGAUAGUAUUGAUGCUGGGGUCAGGGAAUCUGUGCGUCAUCGGAGUCCCUCACGUCUGAAGCGGGCUCUUCUCGCCGUUUUAACAAAGAACUGAUGCACUUUUUGUAAAAGUUGCCAAACCAAUCAGCAUUUUUGCCAAUAUCCUGCUCCGGGUGUAAUUACAGUGUGUGUGUGUGUGUGUGUGUGUGUGUGUACAGGCACGCGAUCAUCAACGGUCCUGAGACAUUUUCAGUAUUGUGAGAUUUCUGUACCGACAGUCGUUGCCUUGAAUUGUAAAACCAUUCCAAAAUGCAGUGAAUCUUCCAGCUGCUCGGCGGCUCCAUCGAACUGUUUGAUUGUCGUUGUCGUAGAUGAGAGGAGCCGCUCAUUCAGCACAGCGACGAUCUCACCGUUCUGCUGUGAGGACAAACCCAAGGAGCCUCCUCUUCCUUUGUGCCAUAAUGUAACGCAAGUCAUCUGUGAAGACCCGACUAUAAUGAAGAUUUUAAAAGAUGCCACAAAAUUUUAAAGCUAUCAUCACCGAGAGUAAUCACAGCAUGGAUGUUGAUCUCCUGAGAGAACUGUAUCGGUAUCGUACUGCCAGUGCAGACAAACCUAUUUGAUAUUGUGUACAGUGAAUGUAUUGUCGUGUGUUUAAGAGCUUUAUAUUUUCAUAUGUUUCUGAGGUUACAAAAGACGUUGAGUAUGAAAAUGUGUGUUUUAAAAGGUGAAACCACAGGUGGUGAUAAACUGUAUUCCGUGGGGAAAAAAAAGCUGCUUCAUGUCAACUUUGGUUACAUUCAG
This is a messenger RNA of Salarias fasciatus (jewelled blenny), 2710 nucleotides long. It is a transcript of the gene jazf1b, whose product is annotated as JAZF zinc finger 1b. The transcript has 5 exons. Lineage: Eukaryota; Metazoa; Chordata; Actinopteri; Blenniiformes; Blenniidae. Gene Ontology annotation, cellular component: nucleus. Bases 231 to 962 code for a protein of 243 amino acids. The record is from RefSeq and is a predicted model, not a curated record.